Messenger RNA from Callorhinchus milii (elephant shark), 1083 nucleotides. Its product is annotated as homeobox protein Hox-A1. Lineage: Eukaryota; Metazoa; Chordata; Chondrichthyes; Chimaeriformes; Callorhinchidae. The record is from RefSeq and is a predicted model, not a curated record. Bases 1 to 981 code for a protein of 326 amino acids. The transcript has 2 exons. Gene Ontology annotation, biological process: regulation of transcription by RNA polymerase II. Gene Ontology annotation, cellular component: nucleus. Gene Ontology annotation, molecular function: RNA polymerase II cis-regulatory region sequence-specific DNA binding; DNA-binding transcription factor activity, RNA polymerase II-specific.
AUGGACAAUGCGAGGAUGAACUCCUUUCUAGAUUAUCCCAUCAUUAACGGAGAAACUGGGACCUGCUCUUCCAGAGGUUACCAUGCCGAUCAAGGAAUUACAACUUAUCAGUCCUGCGCUGUUAGUACAAAUAGCUGCAACGCUGACGACCGGUAUAUCGUGAGCAGAAGUGUUCAGAUAGGCGCUCCUCCUCCUCAUCACCACCACCAUCAUCAGUCUACCUACUCACCUCACAGCAAUUUGGGCAUCUCCUAUGCUACCCAUCCCAACUGUGGCACAGGUUACCCUGCCCAGAGUUUUAACACAGGCUACAGUCAUCACUACUCAUUGAACCAAGACACGGAUGGCAACGGAGGGUACCCUCAGUGUGCGCCUGCUGUCUAUGCUGGGAACAUUGCCUCAGCUAUCAGCCCACAUCACCCCGGCUAUGGCGGGGUGGUGGGCCCAGGUCAAUAUCCCCAUCACCCUUACGGACAGGAGCAACAGAGCCUUGCUCCAGGCUGUCACCCUUUAUCCCCCGUUCAUGGCAGUCACCAAGAAACCUGUUGCUCCCCUUCAGCUGAGACCCCUCCCCUGGCACAGACUUUUGACUGGAUGAAAGUGAAGAGGAAUCCUCCGAAAACAGGAAAGGCUGGCGAGUAUGGCUUUGCCGGUCAGCCUAAUACGGUGAGAACCAACUUUACCACAAAGCAGCUAACCGAGCUGGAGAAGGAGUUCCACUUUAACAAGUACUUGACUCGGGCCAGGCGAGUAGAAAUCGCUGCCGCCCUCCAGCUCAACGAAACCCAGGUAAAAAUCUGGUUCCAGAACCGGCGUAUGAAGCAGAAGAAACGGGAAAAAGAAGGUCUUAUCUCAGCUUCUCCGGUUACACCGCCUGGGAAUGAAGUCAAUGCAGAAGACACAUCUGACAAAUCAAGCUCUAACUCUUCCACUCCUUCCCCAUCAUCGUCUACCUCAGAAACGCUGAACACCUCAGCCUGAAACAUUCCUCGAUAUAUUCAAACUGUGAAGCAGUUAUACGCUUGUUGGUCAUUUUAAGUUAGAAAACAAUACCGUACUAUGAUUCCACUCCCCCACCACCAC